Messenger RNA from Sinocyclocheilus grahami, 1265 nucleotides. Its product is annotated as G2/M phase-specific E3 ubiquitin-protein ligase-like. The transcript is spliced from 4 exons. The record is from RefSeq and is a predicted model, not a curated record. Lineage: Eukaryota; Metazoa; Chordata; Actinopteri; Cypriniformes; Cyprinidae. The coding region runs from base 403 to 813 and encodes 136 amino acids.
AAUUUCUGACUCUGUUGAUGGACACCAUCAAAACAAGGAGAGUAUUUGAAGGCAAAGACAAUGCCAAAUACCUCUCAUUUGAUAGUAAAAGUAAUACUUUUUGUGAGGUUUUUACAAUGUUGUAAAUCAGAGUGUCCUAACAUUGCUAUAUUGGCAUUUUUAUCUGCAGAAGACAAUGAAAAUGUCCACAUUGGAAGAAUGAUUGCAGUGUCCAUUGUCCAUGGUGGUCCAGGGCCUUUUUGUCUUUCCCCAAACUUCUUCCUUUACCUAAUUGGUAAAGUAAAGACAAUUGAGGCCCCAAUUGAAGACAUACCUGAUGAUGAGGUCAAGAAGGCCCUUCUUGAGAUAAAGAAUGCUACAUCACUGAGUGACCUCCAGUAACUCACAGAAAAAUAUUCCAGCAUGCUUCAGAAAGCAGGCUGCUAUCGAUUCAUGAGGACUCUGGAGGAUAAGAACAAAGUAGUAGAUGAUUACAUUCAGUGGUAUUUCAUCUACCGAAACCAUGUUUCCAUCCAGAGGUUCAAAGAGGGAUUGGCAACGCUUGAUUUUGUCAAUGCCUUAGAACAGCAUCCUUCACUCUUCUUCUCAUUCAUGUGCUACACUGAGAACAAGCUGACAGCUGAUGCUGUGGAGAACAUCUUCCAGGUGCAGUUUAGUCAGCCUGGUAGCACCAACCGUCAAGAGGAGGCCAGAGUACUGAGCUACUGGCGAGAUUAUCUGCUCUACCUGGAAGAAAAAGAGGCAAGUCCUUCUUUGGAAGAUGUCCUUAUGUUUGGAACUGGGCUGAAGAAAAUUCCUCCUGCAGCAAUAUAGCCACAGCUAGUUUUUCAGAAGAGCUCUCAAUUUCCCAUGGCAAAUGUAUGUAUAAAUACAAUCAAAAUUCCAAUCUUACCCAGUUAUGAAGAGUUUCAAGCAGCCAUGGAUUAUGGCAUGCAAAACUCCCCUGGGUUUGGGCUUCCUUGAAGCUAAAUACCUUUGGCUGAUAUUCUGGUGUUUAGGUCCAAGUAAACAGUUUUAUUGAAAUUAAAAUAUGCCACUUUGUUUUUUUCGUAUUUUGUUUGUAUAAGGUAUGUUUUAAUGUGCACUUAUGUUAUACCGGUAGUUACACAUUUCAAGUUACUCAGUUAAACAUGGAACACUGAGGUUAAUAGACUGUACUGAUAUACUGGUGAGUUGAGGAAUAAUAUAGAUUUUUUCACAAGUGACAUUUUUCAUCAUGGACCUAUUUUUUUUUUACAACAGAAAUGCAUGGCAUGUUCUUUGCA